Messenger RNA from Micropterus salmoides (largemouth bass), 1199 nucleotides. Its product is annotated as polypeptide N-acetylgalactosaminyltransferase 18-like. Bases 319 to 594 code for a protein of 91 amino acids. Lineage: Eukaryota; Metazoa; Chordata; Actinopteri; Centrarchiformes; Centrarchidae. The transcript is spliced from 4 exons. Gene Ontology annotation, cellular component: Golgi apparatus. The record is from RefSeq and is a predicted model, not a curated record.
AGCUGUGGUUUCAAGUAUUGAAGUCUGUGCGUGUGUGUAUUGUAACUUUUUUUUACUUUGAGGCCACAACUGAACAUUUUUAACUGAACUUUAACAAGGAAAGCAGACUCAUUGCAAGGCUAUUGUUGUGUAGGUGAAUUACACAUUUUCUCUUUUCUUUGCGUUUGCAAUGUUUAAAACCAGGUGUGGCAGUGUGGCGGCAGUGUUGAGGUUCUGCCCUGCGCUCGCAUCGCCCAUAUAGAGCGUGCUCACAAACCCUACACUGAGGAUCUGACGUCUCACGUGCGGCGAAACGCCCUCAGAGUUGCAGAAGUUUGGAUGGACGAGUUUAAAAGCCAUGUCUACAUGGCAUGGAACAUUCCCAUGGAGGACUCAGGGAUAGAUAUUGGCGAUAUCUCUGAGAGGAAGGCUCUGAGGAAGAGGCUGCAGUGUAAAACCUUCCGAUGGUACCUAGUGAACAUCUACCCUGAGAUGAGGAUGUACAGCGAAACCAUCGCAUAUGGAGUACUGAAAAACGCUCUGAAGAUUGAUCUGUGUUUGGACCAGGGCCUGACAAUGACAACGUCCCCAUCCUGUAUCUCUGUCAUGGGAUGACACCUCAGAAUGUGUACUACACCAGUACUCAGCAGCUCCACAUCGGGCUCCUGAGUCCCACCAUUGACGAUGAUGACAACAAGUGCCUGGUGGAUGUGAAUAGCAGACCGCGCCUCAUUGAGUGCAGCUAUGCCGCAGCCAAACGCAUGAAGCUCCACUGGCACUUCACUCAGGUGACAACCCAUGACACAGCCCCCACACAUGGUCAGAAAACACUCAGUUAACAUUCAGUUUGCAGUUUAUGUUCAGCCCCAGUGAAGGUCAUUUGUUGAAUGCGACAGGAAAACAAACUGCGGCGGUAGCUUUAAAUCCUGCAAGUGGUUUAAUUUACUGUUUGACCGGAGUUCCCCUCAAUCCUGCAACUCAUUCAGACAUGAAGAGUCAUUGAAACUUAAUGAUUGUCUUUCUCCAUUAGCAGCUCUGUGCUUGCAAAAUGUGUUUUAACAGAGCAAGCAGCCACCUCACAAAAUGCCCCAUGACAGUGGGUGAAUUGAAUUUACUGCAUGCUUUGAUUUGGGCUCAGAAGACCUCAUAUUGUUGUCUGGUAUGCUGUCAGUGCAGUUUUAAUUAUAGAUCUUAUUCCUCUUUGAGCCAAAUAUGCAUAA